Molecule: messenger RNA, 420 nt
Organism: Lasiosphaeria miniovina
Lineage: Eukaryota; Fungi; Ascomycota; Sordariomycetes; Sordariales; Lasiosphaeriaceae
Product: Got1-like family protein
Exons: 4
Coding region: 1-420 (139 amino acids)
Biological process (GO): endoplasmic reticulum to Golgi vesicle-mediated transport; retrograde transport, endosome to Golgi
Cellular component (GO): Golgi membrane; COPII-coated ER to Golgi transport vesicle; Golgi cis cisterna
Source: RefSeq, a predicted model, not a curated record
AUGCCCACAAUGUGGUUAUCUGACUCCCAAAAAAUCGGGGUCGCCUUUUGCUCUGGCGGUGGCUUUUUCCUGAUCGGCGGAGUCGUGCUCUUCUUUGACCGGGCCAUGUUGGCAAUGGGAAAUAUUCUCUUCCUCAUCGGCUUGACAAUUAUCAUCGGCCCGGCCAAGACGCUCCUAUUCUUCGCGCGCAAGCAAAAGGCCAAGGGGACGGCGGCCUUCUUCGCCGGGCUAGCCCUGAUCCUCCUCAAAUGGCCGCUGAUCGGAUUCCUAGUCGAGCUCUACGGCAUCUUCAUCCUCUUCGGCGACUUCCUCGGCACGAUAGCCGGCUUUGCACGGAACAUACCGGUCAUAGGCCCCUACAUCGGUCUCCUGGUUGACCGGAGCGGCCUCGGGAGACGAAACGCCGAGCUGCCCGUAUGA